AUGGCCUACAAUCCCAGGGCAAGUAUGGUACCCGUAUCUCAGCAGAGUAACCGUGGUAAGAAAAAAGAGGAGGAUAGUGAUGCAUUCAUGCGAUUGCCUGAUAAAGAAAUAGUCGGAUGUAUAAGUGAUAUAGGUGUUCCUUUUACCGUUGCAGAUCUGCAGAAGCCAAAUCCACUUCAGAUUCAGAUGAUAUUUGAAUGGUUUGCGGAGUUACUAAUGAAUGCAACUCGCAAGACUGUUGAUCCAGCGAUGCGUUCUGCUGCUGAAGAUAUUUGCGGGGAAUAUUUGGAUAUCAUACCAUCCGAAACGAGAAACCUAAUGGGAUUCUACGUCAGUUUACGCAAGCUUCUAAUAGAAUGUGGGAUUACAGACUUUUCAUUUCAAGAUCUAUACAAACCAACACAUGAUCGGCUAGUGAAGAUAUUUUCAUACAUGAUAAAUUUUGUCCGAUUUCGUGAAAGCCAAACCGAUGUGAUUGAUGAGCAUUUUAAUAAAGCUGAGACUACAAAAAUCCGCAUAGAAUCCCUGAUGAAUGAGAAUCAGGAGAUGGAAAUGCACCUAGACGAUAUGAAGCAAAAUCAUCGUUCUAUGGAGAUUCAACUGGCCGAAAAAGCGAAGAGAAACGAGGAAAUCAAAAAGAGACUCCUUGACCUCCGUCAAAGUCAAGAGAACGUCAUCCGUCGAUUUGAGAACGUUAAAUCUAAUAAGGGUACACUAACACUGACUCUAGAAAAUAAGACUGCGGAGAUAAUAUCAUUACGACAGGAAUGCGCUAAGCUCAAACCGUAUGUAUUGCAGUCUCCAGCUGCGCUUCAAGCUUCUCUCGCCGAACUCUUUAAUGUCUUAAGUUCAGAAAAGAACCAAGUAGAUGCACUUGAUCGACGAGCACGUGGGCUACAGACGUCAAUAGAUACUUUUUCGGUAGUUACAUUAGAUGUCACGUCGUGUCUCAAAAUUCUGGAAGAGAUCUCAGCCGAAAUGGGGAAAGAAGAAGAAGAAAACAUUCGAAUUACAAGCCAAAAGGAGAUUUUAGUAGAACGAGGUAACAGCUUAAGAGAAAUAGAAAGGACAGAAAGUUUACUGCAACGUCAAUUGUCCAAGUGGAUAGAGCGAACCCAGAAACUCAGAGAAACCUCAAAGGGUAAAGCGGUCACUGCGAAGGCCAAAUUGGAAGAUUUGAGAACUGUUCAUCGGCAGCUGACUGAGGAGAGAGCCGAAAAGGGACGGGAGAUGGAAAGAAGGAAAAUGCGAAUAGAGCUGACAGAAAAGAAGAUGACAGAAUUAAAGGAAACGGUUCAAAAAGAGGUUCACAAUGCGCAUGAUGAAUUCUUAAACAUGGAUUCCCACAUAAAACUUUACAUAAAUGAGAUGGAACAACUUAUCUGA
This is a messenger RNA of Blumeria graminis f. sp. triticale, 1386 nucleotides long. The record is from the annotation of a GenBank genome assembly. NCBI's taxonomy places the organism in Eukaryota, Fungi, Ascomycota, Leotiomycetes, Helotiales, Erysiphaceae.